UCCACCUAUCAAAAGGUAUUUUAUACUUUUUAAUUUGUCUACCAUGAAUAUAAUAUUGUAUCUAAAUUAAUGGCUCUAAAACGAAUCAAACGGGAAUUACAAGAUAUCAGGAGAGAUCCUCCAUCACAUUGCUCAGCAGGACCACGGGGGGAUAAUCUUUUCCACUGGCAUGCCACUAUAAUGGGUCCAGACGAUAGCCCUUAUCAAGGAGGCAUAUUUUUCCUGAACAUACAUUUACCAAAAUCUUACCCAUUCGAACCACCCAAAGUCGUAUUCAAAACAAGGAUAUAUCAUCCAAAUAUAAAUAGUACUGGUAUUAUUUGCCUUGACAUCCUUCGUUCGAAAUGGUCUCCGGCGUUAACUAUAUCCAAAGUGUUGCUGUCAAUCUGUUCGCUUCUGUGUGAUCCAGACCCAAAUGAUCCUUUGGAGCCAAACAUUGCUAGGAUCUACAAUACAGACAGAGAAAGGUAUAAUGAACUAGCUUGCGAGUGGACAAGGAGGUACGGCAUGUAGGAAUUACUAUAUGGCUGUAGGACAACCCUAUUUCUACUGCCCUGUUACUGCUUCAUUAUAUUUAAUAUUGUAAUUGUAAUUAAUAUUACCAGAGGGUUAAUUAUGUCGAAUUAUUAUUAAUAACUUGUAUUCAAUAGAUUAUAAUCUACAAUUUCGAAAUUAUAUACAGAUCAUUUCACAGUUGCAAUGUUGGAAAAUCAUACUAAUUAGAUUGUUCAUAGAAAAUUUCAACUCCAUUGAUUGUAAUCUGUUGCAAUAUAGAAUUGUUAGUAAUAGGGUUACAUAAUUAAGCCCCAGCUGUUGAAUCCUUUGUAAUUGAUACUAAUAUUCUAAAAAACAGUAUGUUCAAAAUGAAACCAUCACAGUAUAAAAAGAAAUGAAAAGCUGUUCAUAAUUAUUAUAAAACAAUUAUUUAGAGUUAAAAAUUGCCAAGUCAGAUCAUAUAAAUGUAAUUUUUUUAUUAAAAAAAUAUUAUUUAAUGUAUUUUUUGUGGUCACAUUAGUUAUGUAAGUAGCUGUCGGAUGAACCAAGUAAAAAACAUGAUUUUUUUAUGCAUGCAGUAUACAGAUCUAAUUCAGAAGAACUGGCAAGAAACAUAUAUUUCUUAUAUAAUGAGGUGUUUCUCUCUAACAUUAGAAUUUAGACUUGUUAUUUAAGUAAUCGUUUAAUGAGUAAUAGAAUUUCUCAAUGAAGAGAAUUGAAGAGUAUGAUUGGAUGCGGAACGAAAUCCAAUGUCGGUGGAUCGGAAUUGGAUUUCAGAGUAGACAAGCAGAAGAAAUAGUUCUCUGCUGUUCCAGCAGGCGAUGGUACGACUCGGCCGGUGAUUGUUAAGUACUAUUUCGUUCUUGAAAUUUUUACUGCAUCCUGAAUACAUUCAAUAUUUUACUUUUCUCUUUUA
Messenger RNA from Achroia grisella, 1411 nucleotides. RefSeq names its product ubiquitin-conjugating enzyme E2-17 kDa-like. The record is from RefSeq and is a predicted model, not a curated record. Lineage: Eukaryota; Metazoa; Arthropoda; Insecta; Lepidoptera; Pyralidae. Gene Ontology annotation, molecular function: ubiquitin conjugating enzyme activity. The transcript has a single exon. Gene Ontology annotation, cellular component: nucleus. Gene Ontology annotation, biological process: ubiquitin-dependent protein catabolic process; protein polyubiquitination. Bases 70 to 513 code for a protein of 147 amino acids.